This is a messenger RNA of Octopus sinensis (East Asian common octopus), 1297 nucleotides long. RefSeq names its product growth factor receptor-bound protein 2. Lineage: Eukaryota; Metazoa; Mollusca; Cephalopoda; Octopoda; Octopodidae. Bases 523 to 1191 code for a protein of 222 amino acids. The record is from RefSeq and is a predicted model, not a curated record. Gene Ontology annotation, molecular function: protein binding. The transcript has 5 exons.
UGAAACUAUGAGAAUGACUAGGUCACUUCCUUCUACUGAUGUCAGUCAUAUUAAUAUCAAGUCUUUAACUCUUCUUGUUUCUUUCUCUAGCAAUCUGUAACGUUGCACAAUCAAAAUAAGAGAAAUUCAUUUAUUUUCUUUAUACAUUUUCGUAAAAAUAUUGGUGUCGCGCCUCUGAAGGUUUACCACUGAAAUCCUCUGCUUGUACUUCUCGUUUUUGUCUCCCUUACAUUCGGCGAUAACACACUCCUUCCUGCCUCCUCACCAUUUAUUAUAUUAAAAAUCUCUUACCAUCCUUUAACGGAAAGGAGUGGGCACGAUAAACCAAGUGUGAAGACAACCUCUCGUCGCCAUCACCUCGUUCCGUCUGCCUUAAAAUAACUUGUCUAUUGAUGAGAGUUUAAUUCCAUUGUUAAUUAAGUUAGUCUUCCUCUUGCUACCAGGGUCUUUUUUUUUUUUGGCUUUUCAUAUUUUCUUGUUCCAACAAUCGGAUUUCAGCCGUUUUCUACUUCGGACAGCAAUAUGGAUGUUAUCGAAGCAAUAGGAAAGCAUGAUUUCCACGCGUCGUCCCCGGAUGAACUGAGUUUCAAACGAGGAGAUUAUCUCCAGAUUAUUGAUAUGGAAACUGACCCAAAUUGGUAUCGCGCUCAAAUGAAAGGCAACACAGGCUAUAUACCAAAUAAUUAUAUUGAAAUUAUUCAUAAAGACAAUUGGUUGAUGUUAGACGUUACGCGGCAAGAGGCAGAAAGAAUGCUUUUGGCUAAGAAUAGCAACAUGCAGUAUGUCAAUGGUGAUGGUGCCUUCCUUGUGAGGAAAGGUCGACAAGAAGGAGAACAUAGUUUGUCUGUCAAAUACAUGUGUGAAGUACAACAUUUCAAAAUAUACAAACAGAAUGAUGGCCAUUUUAUAUGGGAGUCAGAUAAAUUCCCAACACUUGGAGCUUUAGUGAAUUUUUACAAAUCAUCAUCUGUAAGCCGAAGCCACCACAUAACCCUUAAAGAAAUUGUUAAAGAACAGAAAGUAAAAGCACGUGGAAUCUAUGAAUUUAAUGCUCGAGGAAGUGAUGAAUUAAGCUUCAAAAAAGGAGAAGUAAUUGAUAUUCUUGAUCAGCAUGACCUUCACUGGUGGACAGCCCAGAAUUCGAACAAUCAAACAGGUCUGAUUCCUGCUACUUAUGUGGAAGUAAUAUAAUUACUUUAUCAUCAUAUACACCAGUUCCCAAAAUAUACAAUUCUUCCUGUUUGUUAUUCUCUCUAGGAAGAAUAAUUAGCAAAGACCAAACAAAGAAAAAAAUAAA